Psilocybe cubensis is the source of this 2991-nucleotide messenger RNA. RefSeq lists its product as uncharacterized. Lineage: Eukaryota; Fungi; Basidiomycota; Agaricomycetes; Agaricales; Agrocybaceae. The transcript is spliced from 11 exons. Gene Ontology annotation, molecular function: ATP binding; P-type calcium transporter activity; ATP hydrolysis activity. The record is from RefSeq and is a predicted model, not a curated record. The coding region runs from base 1 to 2991 and encodes 996 amino acids. Gene Ontology annotation, cellular component: membrane. Gene Ontology annotation, biological process: intracellular calcium ion homeostasis; calcium ion transmembrane transport.
AUGGAAGCUCCCUGGACAAAGUCCCCCAAAGAGAUUCUCGACCACUAUGGUGUAGACCCAAUUCGCGGCCUCACGACUGCUCAGGCAGCCAAGCAUGCCGAAAUGUAUGGCAAGAACGAGCUGCCGGAAGAUCCACCAACGCCCUUAUGGGAGCUCAUCCUUGAGCAGUUCAAGGACCAGCUAGUGCUAAUUCUCUUAGCAUCAGCUGUCGUGUCGUUUGUACUGGCUCUGCUAGAGGAUUCUGGAGACUCCGCAUGGUGGAGUGCAUUCGUCGAGCCUCUCGUCAUUCUUCUCAUCCUCGUGGCAAACGCAGCUGUUGGUGUUAUCCAAGAGUCAAGUGCGGAAAAGGCUAUUGACGCUUUGAAAGAAUACUCUCCAGACGAAGCUAAAGUCAUCAGGUCGUCCCAAAUUUCUCGUAUACACGCGUCGGAGCUCGUUCCAGGAGAUAUUAUUUCCGUGUCUGUUGGUGACAAAAUACCUGCAGACUGUAGACUUCUUUCGGUGUCCUCAAGCAGCUUUAGAAUUGACCAAGCCAUUUUAACGGGUGAGAGUACAAGUGUACACAAAUCCAUUGAUGUUGUCCCCGACGAGAAAGCCGUCAAACAAGAUAUGACGAAUAUCCUCUUUUCUGGUACAAGUGUUGUAAACGGAAGUGCCAAGGCAAUUGUUGUGUUCACUGGCGAAAAGACUGCAAUUGGUGACAUUCACAAGUCCAUCACGUCCCAGAUCUCAGAGAAGACUCCUCUGAAAAGAAAGCUCGAUGAUUUCGGUGACAUGCUUGCAAAGGUCAUCUCCGUCAUUUGCAUUCUCGUUUGGCUAGUGAACAUCCGCCACUUCUGGGACCCCUCCCACCACGGUGCGCUCAAGGGAGCUAUUUAUUAUUUCAAGAUUGCUGUUGCCCUCGCGGUUGCUGCUAUUCCUGAAGGUCUGGCCGCAGUUAUCACCGCCUGUCUUGCUCUUGGUACCAAGAAGAUGGCCCAGAAGAAUGCAAUCGUUAGAAAUCUUCCCAGUGUUGAAACUUUGGGAUGCACAAAUGUUAUCUGCUCCGACAAGACAGGUACAUUAACUACAAAUCAAAUGAGCGUUUCCAACUUUCUUGUCGUUGAUGGCAACACCAGUGCUCCUCGCGAAUAUACCGUCGAAGGGACUACCUUCGCACCAUUUGGGUCGGUUUAUAAUGCUAGUGGCAAAGAUGCCUCUGCUGAACUCAAAUCAGACCCAAUUCAACGGCUGGCUGAAAUAAGCUCGCUAUGUAAUGACUCCAAGAUUGUCUAUCACCCUGAGAAAAACACUUAUAGCAACGUCGGUGAACCUACAGAGGCCGCUCUCAGAGUUCUCGCUGAAAAGAUUGGUUGCCGAGAUGCUGAAGUAUCAAAGUCCCUUAAAGAUCUAUCGCUUUCAGACCGCGCAAACGCCGUCAAUGAAUACUUUGAGCGCACCAGGCCGCGAUUAAUGACCUUUGAAUUCUCUCGUGACCGCAAGAUGAUGUCAGUUCUCGUCCGCCUGAACGGAACUGGUUCCCUCUUCGUCAAGGGUGCCCCGGAAUCUGUACUGGAGAGGUGCACUUCUGUUCUCGUUGACGGCAAAACUAUCCCUUUGACGGCUGGUCUCAAGGCAUCUCUCCUCGACCGUACUGUCGCAUAUGGAUCUAACGGCCUAAGGACGCUCGCCCUGGCAUACCGUGAUGUGGUAGACAUUGACUCAAGCCACUAUCUUUCCGAGAGCUCGAAAGACUAUGCCCGCUUCGAACAAAACCUGACAUUCGUCUCUCUCGUCGGUAUGCUUGACCCCCCUCGUCCUGAAGUACGAGAUGCGGUGGCCAACUGUCGUGCUGCUGGAAUCAGGGUUAUAUGCAUUACCGGAGACAAUAAGGGCACAGCUGAGACAAUCUGUAGGCAGAUUGGGAUCUUUGGUGAAGAUGAGGAUCUGACUGGAAAGAGUUACACUGGUAGGGAGUUGGAUGCUCUCAGCCACGCGGAGAAAGUCAAGGCGGUGCAAAGGGCGAGCUUGUUCUCGCGCACCGAGCCUGGUCACAAGAGCCAGUUGGUUGACAUUCUUCAGGGACUAGGAUUGGUUGUUGCUAUGACUGGAGAUGGGGUUAAUGACGCACCUGCUUUGAAGAAAGCAGACAUUGGUGUGGCGAUGGGUAGCGGCACAGAUGUCGCUAAACUUGCAGCUGACAUGGUUCUUGCGGACUCCAAUUUUGCCACAAUAGAAAAGGCUGUGGAGGAAGGCAGACUUAUCUAUAACAACACUAAGCAGUUUAUUCGUUAUCUUAUUUCAUCAAAUAUUGGAGAAGUCGUUAGUAUCUUCUUGACAGUUCUUUUGGGCAUGCCAGAGGCUUUAAUUCCUGUGCAAUUGCUUUGGGUCAACCUUGUGACAGACAGUCUGCCUGCCACCGCUUUAGGAUUCAAUCCUCCUGACCAUUCGAUCAUGCGACUCCCUCCAAGAGAUAGUCGCGAACCUCUUGUCGGCAAGUGGUUGUUCUUCCGUUACAUGGUCGUUGGAAUCUAUGUUGGUUGUGCUACUGUAUUCGGAUACGCCUGGUGGUUCCUUUUCUACACUGGUGGACCCCAGAUCUCUUUCUAUCAAUUGACCCACUUCCAUCAAUGCAGUACCCAAUUCCCGCAGAUUGGCUGUGACAUGUUCACUAACGAGAUGUCCCACACCGCCACGACUAUGAGUCUGUCUAUCCUGGUCACGAUUGAGAUGUUCAACGCCAUGAACUCGCUUUCCGAAAACGAGAGUUUACUUCGCUUACCGAUAUGGAAAAACAAGUAUCUCGUUGCCGCCAUCACCUUGAGCAUGGCGCUUCAUUUCAUGAUUCUCUACGUCCCAUUCUUCACCGCCUUGUUCGCCAUCACCCCCCUCAACUGGGACGAAUGGAAAGCAGUUCUAUUGAUUAGUUUCCCUGUUCUUGUCAUAGACGAACUGCUCAAGUUUAUCUCCACAACUAUCGUUGAGCCACCGACGAAGAUCAAGCUUGACUGA